AGAUUCGAAUCGAUUGGCUCGAGAGCGCCCUCUGCCCGUUGAAUUACUGUCAAAGUUGCGUUUGCCAACACAACUGCAGAAGUUCUCUCGGGUGGUUUUAAUUGUUGUGUGUUGUGAUAAAUUUGCUGAUCCAUCAUGCCUUCGCGAUGUGUUCGCCGUCGGGCGUUCAGGGUCCGUAUAUUCCAAGUGCAUAAGCUUGAGAGGAUCUUCAUCACGGAAGCUAUGACGCAGGUCGGGAGCUGGAACAAACUGUUCAAUGAUAUCGUGUCCCGCGAGGAUGUCCGACUGAGGGUGAUGCAAGAACUUAUGCGAGACCCGCAGUCUGGGGCAGCUCACUAUUUGCGGGAUCUGCGAGCUCAGAACCUGAGCCCCGAAGAAUUUGAACAGCAGGGCUUGAAAAGGCUGAUGCAAAUAUCGCCCUCCCAUCUCACGGACCUUUAUGUGAAGACCCAGCCUCUGAAGUAAGCUGUUCAGCAGCAGCAGCUUCAAGGGAGCUUCAGCCGCAGAACACCGCGCGCUGCUCAUCAAUAUCUUCACUUCUUUCCAGUAGCGUCUGUCGUAUUUCCAUUUCAUCUUCGAUACUCAAUUUUAAAUUCAGUCGUUGUUGGUGUUAUCUUGGUAGCUAGUUAAAUGUUUGAUUUUUUCCAUAAACGGGCUGAUGCUAGGUCAAUUUACCUGAUAUUGGGUCAUCUUGCCCCAUAUUUGGAUAUAGGUUCAAUAAAGAAAGAACCUUUGUAUUACAAAAACGAUCGAACUUAAUGAAACAAGGUCUGGCAAUGGUAGUCGUCGUUACAACGAUCACCAUUCUUAACAAACGAAUUUGGCUAACGUUAAAUGAUAAUGUACUGCUCUCGAAUAGGUUUUUGAAAGAAUAAAAUAUAAAUAUGAAUUAUUAUCAGUAGAAUUUUUCGUCUUUUAGUAGGUAUGUAUCCAAUGUAAUGCUCAAAGCAUGAUUACUUAUUUAGCCUUAGAUCUAUUUAGAAUCACAUUAUUAUUGAAAAAAAAUAAACAUAAACGGUCAAAAUAAGCAACAAGAAAUCUGAAAAGAAGUUGGAUUUUAAAAAAACUUAACAAAUCCAGACUUCUAAUACAAACCCGUGAAUGGAAAAGACCCAAUUUUUCUGACCGUCCUCGUAAAACCUCAAAACUUUAAUGCCAAAGAAAUCUUACCUAGUCUAACGAAAUAUUCGGCCUAAAUUCCCCAAAGGCGCCUAUUGCUUACCAUGCAGUGAUCCAUCUAGUCGUUUGACGGCCUAGCCCAAAAACGUAUACCGUAAAACGGGGUGAAUAGAAUUCAAAGGGUGAAUAGAUACAGGAAUGGGGUGAAUAGAUGUUAGAAAGAACAUUUUCCCAACAUUUAUUCACCCCUCUUCUGUACCUAUUCACCCUUCGAAUUCAAUUCACCCCGUUUUACCGUUACACCUACGUUUCUCCAGUAAGGUCAUAAUAUACCAUUUAGGCUGUUCCCGAGGUUUUAUGAGGUUAAAGUCAUUUUAAAGUAAUCGUCUAUCGUAAUAGUUAGUAGUUUGUAGGAUUUUAUGAAAUUAUAUAAUUGUAAUUACUCUGAAGGUCUGUUUCAGUACUGCUGAUAAAGUUUGAGCUUAACUGGCAGAUAUUUUAACCCCUAUCAUGUAUAUGAUGAUAAAGUAUGUGCUAGUUAGACUAUAGGGAAAUUGCCCAGGUGUAGUGAAACAGGGUUUUGGAAAGCAGUGAUUCCCGCCCAAAGACGUGUAUUUUGGUUGUAGUAUGUAGCCAGGGUUGUAGUUCUGUAGGAACUAAACUCAUGAGCUCCCUGUAGUUUCUUAAGAAUUACUUUUUAGCUUUUCCCGGUAUAUUAUUAAGACUAUCUUUUAGUUAACAGCUAUUUACAGUAUAAAUAAUCUCUAUUUUUUUAUUUCAUGUUUCUAGUUGGUUUACAAUUAAUUACAUACUUCAUUUUAGAGGAAUAUUUAUUUUAUAUAUAUAUUUUAUUUUAUUUUUUAUUUACGUAUAAGGUAUGUGAGGAUGAGACUAAACUUACGAUAAUUUAUUAAAUAUAUAAUUAUCUUAGUAUAAUUGAUUAUCAUACAGUAUAUUAUAUUUUUGAAAAUUUACAAAAUUAGCCUGUAUCUUUAUAUAGUCGCGGUCGUCCUAGUAUGUACGUGUGUGAUCAGUUUAUUCUGUCCUUCUUUUUAUACGGGUUUUUAUUAAUCUUAGCCAGUCAAGAUACAUUUAAUACUCAUAUUCGUCUCCUAAACAAAUAACAUUAAAGAAGUAUGAAAGAAAGAAGAAGAAGUUUAGACAAACGAGAGAAUAGCAAAGUCAAUGUAUUGACUUGUCAUAACUUUUGACAUUAUUUAUGGAAUGUCAUACUUUUCGUAUUAAUGUCAUUUUUGUCUA
Molecule: messenger RNA, 2379 nt
Organism: Spodoptera frugiperda (fall armyworm)
Lineage: Eukaryota; Metazoa; Arthropoda; Insecta; Lepidoptera; Noctuidae
Exons: 5
Coding region: 136-465 (109 amino acids)
Source: RefSeq, a predicted model, not a curated record